UCAUGGAUUUAGAUUUUAUUCUCUCCUCUGUUCAUCUCUCCGUUUACUACACAUAGCCUGAAGCGAAAUUACAAGGUUCGUCCUCUUCUUCUCUGUAUUUCAAAGAUGGCCUCCUUUGAUGGACCAAAGUUCAAGAUGACUGAUGGCUCUUAUGUUCAGACUAAGACCAUUGAUGUUGUAUCAUCAACAGAUAUCUCUCCAUACCUUUCACUUUUAAGAGAAGAUUCGAUCUCGAAUGGUAACCGAGCUGUGAUUUUCGAUGUGUGUUGGGACGUUGGAUGUCCUGAAACUGAAACCAAAACCAAAACGUCAGAGUGGAGUCUGUCAUCUGUGAAGCUGAGCACGAGAAACCUAUGUCUCUUCCUUCGACUACCUAAACCUUUUCAUGACAAUCUCAAGGAUCUGUACCGUUUCUUUGCUUCCAAGUUUGUCACUUUUGUUGGUGUGCAGAUCGAGGAUGACCUGGACUUGCUCAGAGAAAACCACAGUCUUGUGAUAAGAAACGCUAUUAACGUUGGGAAAUUGGCUGCCAAAGCCCGUGGUACUCUGGUGCUUGAGUUUCUUGGGACGAGAGAAUUGGCGCACAGGGUUUUGUGGUCUGAUUUGAGUAGGCUGGAUUCGAUUGAGGCCAAAUGGGAUGAGGCAGGGGCUGAAGAACAUCUUGAGGCUGCUGCCAUUGAAGGAUGGCUCAUUGUCAAUGUUUGGGAUCAAUUGUCCGAGUAAUUUACUACCUAUCUUUGUGCAUUUGACUUGUGAUUUUGCGACUCAAUGUAAGUGAUCCUUUUUAUGUUGUUUUGAUGUGAUCAUCAACUAUGAGUAAACAAAAAGUGGACAGUUUCCUAAUGAAUUCACUAAUGUGUAUGAAACAAACUAUGUUGGUUCUGCUUUUUCUGCUAAACUGAGAAUUUUGUU
This is a messenger RNA of Camelina sativa (false flax), 912 nucleotides long. The record is from RefSeq and is a predicted model, not a curated record. Lineage: Eukaryota; Viridiplantae; Streptophyta; Magnoliopsida; Brassicales; Brassicaceae.